Molecule: messenger RNA, 3618 nt
Organism: Scomber scombrus (Atlantic mackerel)
Lineage: Eukaryota; Metazoa; Chordata; Actinopteri; Scombriformes; Scombridae
Product: NLR family CARD domain-containing protein 3-like
Exons: 10
Coding region: 173-3484 (1103 amino acids)
Molecular function (GO): protein binding
Source: RefSeq, a predicted model, not a curated record
UUUUUAUCUUUGACCUUCAUACUUUUCUCUCUCAGCAGUGACUGUGAGGUUUUGUCCGUGUGAAGCUUGGCUGAAGCUCCAAAGUCUCUGUGACUGGAUGUGAACUGAGCAGCUGAACAUCUUCCAUGUUGUAGUGAGUGAGUGCAGCUCUCCCAGCAGCUGUUUCUCUGCUAUGGAUCAGUGUGAGGACAGAGAGGAGGGAGUCCCUCCCUCUAAAAGCUCUCUGUGUGGGGAACAUGACAGCCAGACCAAAGCUCAGAGGAUGCAGCAGCAGAGAGCAGACUCUCCUGAACCCAGCUGUGUGUCCAUGAAGAGUGACCGGUCUAUGGAUCAUCCUUUUAACUUUAAAGAUGGACAACCUGCUGAUGGAAGAGUUCAGCAGCAGAGCUCAGAGGUUCCCAGUGAUCAGUCUGCACAGCAGCAUCAAACACAGCUGGACUCCAUAUUUAUGCUGCUGGAGGAGAACAUCGUCACUUUUGUGAAGAACGAGCUGAAGAGAGUCCAGAGGGAUCUGAGUCCAGAUGACCCAGAAUGCUUAGAGAGUCAGAGUGAGGAUGAAGAGGAGUUGGAUGGUGAGGAGGAAGAGCAGAGGAGGAGCAGCAGAGAGGCUUUUCUGAAGAUCACACUGCACUUCCUGAGGAGAAUGAAGCAGGAGGAGCUGGCUGAGCUUCUGCAGAGCAGUAAGAAGUUGUUGUUUGUUCAUUCAGGAGCUCGUGCUGCAAAGUGUCGACGUAAACUCAAGUCUAACCUGCAGAAGAAGUUCCAGUGUCUGUUUGAGGGGAUCGCUAAAGCAGGAAACCCAACCCUUCUGAAUCAGAUCUACACACCGCUCUACAUCACAGAGGGAGGGACUGCAGAGGUCAAUGAUGAACAUGAGAUCAGACAGAUUGAAACAGCAUCCAGGAAACCAGUCAGACCAGAAACAACAAUCAGACAAGAAGACAUCUUUAAAGCCUCACCUGGAAGAGAUGAACCAAUCAGAACAGUGAUGACAAAGGGAGUGGCUGGCAUUGGGAAAACAGUCUUAACACAGAAGUUCAGUCUGGACUGGGCUGAAGACAAAGCCAACCAGGACAUACACUUCACAUUUCCAUUCACUUUCAGACAGCUGAAUGUGCUGAAAGAGAAAAAGUACAGCUUGGUGGAACUAGUUCAUCACUUUUUUACUGAAACCAAAGAAGCAGGAAUCUGCAGGUUUGAAGAGUUCCAGGUUGUGUUCAUCUUUGACGGUCUGGAUGAGUGUCGACUUCCUCUGGACUUCCUCAACAAUAAGAACCUGACUGAUGUUACAGAGUCCACCUCAGUGGAUGUGCUGCUGACAAACCUCAUCAGGGGGAAACUGCUUCCCUCUGCUCGCCUCUGGAUAACCACACGACCUGCAGCAGCCAAUCAGAUCCCUCCUGAGUGUGUCGGCAUGGUGACAGAGAUCAGAGGGUUCACUGACCCACAGAAGGAGGAGUACUUCAGGAAGAGAUUCAGAGAUGAGGAGCAGGCCAGCACCAUCAUCUCCCACAUCAAGACAUCACGAAGCCUCCACAUCAUGUGCCACAUCCCAGUCUUCUGCUGGAUCACUGCUACAGUUCUGGAGGAUGUGUUGAAAAGCAGAGAGGGAGGAGAGCUGCCCAAGACCCUGACUGAGAUGUACAUCCACUUCCUGGUGGCUCAGUCCAAACUGAAGAACAUCAAGUAUGAAGGAGGAGCUGAGACCGAUCCACACUGGAGUCCAGAGAGCAGGAAGAUGAUUGAGUCUCUGGGAAAACUGGCUUUUGAGCAGCUGCAGAAAGGCAACCUGAUCUUCUAUGAAUCAGACCUGACAGAGUGUGGCAUCGAUAUCAGAGCAGCCUCAGUGUACUCAGGAGUGUUCACACAGGUCUUUAAAGAGGAGAGAGGGCUGUACCAGGACAAGGUGUUCUGCUUCGUCCAUCUGAGCCUUCAGGAGUUUCUGGCUGCUCUUCAUGUCCAUCUGACAUUCAUCAAGUCUGGAGUCAAUCUGCUGGCAACAUCCUGGUGGUCUAAACUGAUUACCCCAUGGUGGUCUAAACUAUUUCAAGACAAUCCUGAACCAACGCAUCUCUACCAGAGAGCUGUGGACGAGGCCUUAAAGAGUCCAAAUGGACACCUGGACUUGUUCCUCCGCUUCCUCCUGGGUCUCUCACUGCAGACCAAUCAGACUCUCCUACGAGGUCUGCUGACACAGACAGGAAGUAGCUCACAGACCAAUCAGAAAACAGUUGAGCACAUCAAGAAGAAAAUCAGUGAGAAUGUGUCUGCAGAGAGAAGCAUCAAUCUGUUCCACUGUCUGAAUGAACUGAAUGAUCGUUCUCUAGUGGAGGAGAUCCAACAGUACCUGAGAUCAGGAAGUCUCUCCACAGAUAAACUGUCUCCUGCUCAGUGGUCAGCUCUGGUCUUCAUGUUACUGUCAUCAGAUAAAGAUCUGGACGUGUUUGACCUGAAGGAAUACUCUGCUUCAGAGGAGGCUCUUCUGAGGCUGCUGCCAGUGGUCAAAGUCUCCAACAAAGCUCUGUUGACUGUCUGUAAUCUCUCAGAGAGAAGCUGUGCAGCUCUGUCCUCAGUUCUCAGCUCCCAGUCCUCUAGUCUGAGAGAUCUGGACCUGAGUAACAACGACCUGCAGGAUUCAGGAGUGAAGCAGCUUUCUGCUGGACUAGAGAGUCCACACUGUGGACUUGAAACUCUCAGUCUGUCAGCAUGUCUGAUCACAGAGGAAGGCUGUGCUUCUCUGGCCUCAGCUCUGAGCUCCAACCCCUCCCAUCUGAGAGAGCUGGACCUGAGCUACAAUCAUCCAGGAGACUCAGGAGAGAAGCUUCUGUCUGCUGGACUGGAGGAUCCACACUGGAGACUGGACACUCUCAGGAUGGACCAUGGUGGACUGCAGAGACUGAAACCUGGUCUGAGGAAGUAUGCCUGUGAACUGAAACUGGAUCCAAACACAAUGAACAUACUCCUCACACUGUCUGAUAACAACAGGAAGGUGACACGUGUGAAGAAGCAUCAGUCAUAUCCUGAUCAUCCAGACAGAUUUGACUUCUGGUGGCAGCUGCUGUGUAGUAAUGAUCUGACUGGUCGCUGUUACUGGGAGGUCGAGUGGAGUGGAGAGUUUGAAAUAGCAGUGAGUUACAGAAGAAUCAGCAGGAAAGGAAACAGUGCUAACUGUAGGUUUGGAUGGAAUGAUCAGUCCUGGAGACUGGACUGCUCUGAUGAUGGUUACUCUGUAUGGCACAAUAACAGAGAAACACCCAUCUCCUCCUCCUCCUCCUCCUCCUCCUCCUCCUCCUCCUCCUCCUCCUCCUCCUCUGUCUCUAACAGAGUAGCAGUGUAUGUGGACUGUCCUGCUGGCACUCUGUCCUUCUACAGAGUCUCCUCUGACUCACUGAUCCACCUCCACACCUUCAACACCACAUUCACUGAACCUCUGUAUGCUGGGUUUGGGCUCUGGUCUGGUUCAAUGUCUCUGUUUCCUCUGUAGGAGGGAGAGUCUCUCUGUGUCCUCUGUAGGAGGGAGAGUCUCUCUGUGUCUCUGUAGGAGGGAGAGUCUCUCUGUUUCCUCUGUAGGAGGGAGAGUCUCUCUGUGUCUCUGUAGGAGGGAGAGUCUCUCUGUCU